CGACGAGGGAAGUCUCUAUUUGAGAGGACCCAGGAUCCUCGCCACAAGAAUAACUUUCGCCGGGGCCAGGGUCAGGGUCAGGCUGACGCAAACGGAGAGGACUCGAACAUGGAGACGGGUGCCGAAGGCGAGGAUGUUGACAUGGCAGGCAAGCGCGAGCCUCCGAACCCAGACGAGACUGUUUGCAAAUACAACCUUCACUGCACCAACAAGGACUGCAAAUUUGCGCAUCAGUCUCCAGCAGCGCCCCCCGGAGUUUCUGUCGAUGUCAACGAUGUUUGCAGCUUCGGCGCCGCCUGCAAGAACCGCAAAUGCGUCGGACGUCAUCCCUCACCAGCCGCAAGACUUGCCCACCAGAGCGAACAGGACUGCAAGUUCUUCCCCAACUGUCAAAACCCUCGAUGCCCGUUCAAGCACCCCUCAAUGCCUCUCUGCCGCAACGGUGCGGACUGCUCUACACCCAACUGCAAAUUUACACACGUCACGACAAAGUGCAAAUACACCCCUUGUCUAAAUCCCACCUGCCCCUUUGCCCACGAGGAAGGCCAGCAAGGAGGCUUCAAGGACAAGGUCUGGACACCAGGCCAGGGACAGGAGCAUGUCAGCGAGAGAAAAUUUGUGGAUGAGAAUGCUGAAGAGCAGCUGAUUAAGCCGGAGACGGAAAACAAGGAAGAGAUGGUCCAGGAUCAAGAAAUUAUUGGUUAAAAGGAGGUCAUGGGAGGGUUAAAACAAAAAAGAAAAAACCAAACAAAGGAUGAGAAACUUCUCUGAAUACCAGGCAUCGCCCAAGUGAUGCUUUUUUUCUACUUCGGUUGCUAUAAAAGACGGCCGCUAUAGCCCCCUGUAUGACUUUUUGACUUUGGGCUUGGAGGACCUGUACGAUUAUGCUGGACGUAUAUGUUUCUUGUCACGUUGGCAGGGCAUGGAAAGGCGUUUUUGGACUGGGAGACAAAUGGGUUUUUACGUGCGUGGAGAUUUAUCACAAAGUUUUAUACACGCCCUUGGUUGGCAUUCUGAGGUAGCGGCUGGUUAUUUUUCGGCCGUGGGCUCGAAACCACGAGAGCCUUGGUAGCGACGGAUAAUACCAGAUACUUGUUUCUUUUCUGUCGCUGUUUAGAAUGGAUGUUCCAAACCU
Molecule: messenger RNA, 1135 nt
Organism: Trichoderma virens Gv29-8
Lineage: Eukaryota; Fungi; Ascomycota; Sordariomycetes; Hypocreales; Hypocreaceae
Exons: 1
Coding region: 109-705 (198 amino acids)
Biological process (GO): regulation of mRNA stability
Cellular component (GO): cytoplasm; nucleus
Molecular function (GO): poly(A) binding
Source: RefSeq, a predicted model, not a curated record